CUUUGUUGUGACACAGCUCAUUGUCCCUGGAGGUGUGUUGUUUUUGCGUGUGUGUACCUGUUUAUGUACACCUGCAUGUGCUUGGUAUAAAAAGCGUGGGAUGCGUCCCGGCCGGUGAUUCUCUGGAAGACGAUGGCUGUACCAGGACCUCCUCUACUUCUGCUGCUGUCUCUGUUGCUGCCGCUGCUGUUGAGCAAGGCGUCCCUGCCUGCAGCUGCAUACACACUCACUUCUGAACGACAGCCACAGCAUAAAAUCCUUCACCUGGACUGGCCUAAGGAUUGUGGUAUGGCCCACUUCAAGCCCAACAUGGCUGAAAGGAUUGUGUCUGGGAAUGAGGCCAGGCCUCACUCUUGGCCCUGGCAGGUUUCUUUGCAGGUUCGGCCUAGAGGAAGUAAACAGUUCAUUCAUGUCUGUGGAGGAACUCUCAUCCACAAGAACUGGGUCCUUACUGCUGCUCACUGCUUCCAAAAGGGUAAGGCUGAGGAUGCUGGGAGCUGGAGGAUUGUCCUGGGGAAGCACCAGCUGAAGCGUUCAGAGACAGCAGAGAGGAUUAUCCCGGUGAAGAGGAUCUACCGGCACGAGAACUUCCGCUAUCCCGCUCACAGCGAGCUGGACUACGACAUCGCCCUGGUUAAGUCUGCCACAGAUAUCCUCCCCUCAAACUUCAUCCGCUACGCCUGCCUGCCGCGCAAGCAGACCAGCCUCAAACCAGGACACUACUGCUGGGUGACCGGCUGGGGAGACACCCGGGGUGGGAAGGAGAACGUAUCUCUGGCAGAAGCCCUGAAUCAAGCCCGUCUACCAAUCAUUGAUUUCAAGACCUGCCGGCAGAAGAAAUUCUGGGGAGACCGCGUCCGAGACUCCAUGAUCUGCGCCGGGUUCAGAGACACUGAGGAUCCACCAGCUGCAUGCCAGGGUGACUCUGGUGGUCCUUUGCUGUGCCAGCUGGACCGGGACCGCUGGGAGGUGCACGGCGUGGUGAGUUUCGGCCCCAUCGGUUGCACUGUGGAGAACAAACCCAGCGUCUUCACCCGCACCGUCGCCUACAUCCCCUGGAUUGAGGCAACGCGCAUCAGGGACUUCUUCCUGCACUGAGCGCUCGCAGCAAACAUAAGCUCUGCCAUUAAAUGUCCGACGUCUACAGACAGUCUCACAGCCAGUUCCUUCCACUCCAUGAUGUUAAUACAUGUUCUGAAUGUGUUGUCAUCUUCUUACAGUAUAUACUUAUACUCUGGUGAAGCACUGCAUAGUACACACUGCUCACCACCUUUUACA
Messenger RNA from Oreochromis aureus, 1278 nucleotides. RefSeq lists its product as uncharacterized. The transcript has 6 exons. Gene Ontology annotation, biological process: proteolysis. NCBI's taxonomy places the organism in Eukaryota, Metazoa, Chordata, Actinopteri, Cichliformes, Cichlidae. The record is from RefSeq and is a predicted model, not a curated record. Gene Ontology annotation, molecular function: serine-type endopeptidase activity. The coding region runs from base 133 to 1098 and encodes 321 amino acids.